Molecule: messenger RNA, 668 nt
Organism: Lacerta agilis (Sand lizard)
Lineage: Eukaryota; Metazoa; Chordata; Lepidosauria; Squamata; Lacertidae
Gene: SOCS2
Product: suppressor of cytokine signaling 2
Exons: 2
Coding region: 49-651 (200 amino acids)
Biological process (GO): intracellular signal transduction; phosphatidylinositol phosphate biosynthetic process
Cellular component (GO): phosphatidylinositol 3-kinase complex
Molecular function (GO): 1-phosphatidylinositol-3-kinase regulator activity
Source: RefSeq, a predicted model, not a curated record
CUCGCUCCCUCCCUCCUCCUCUCCCGCUCCCAAAUCUCGAGCCCCCAAAUGACCCUGCGCUCGGCCGAAUCCUCGGAUGGCACCGACAGGACUGGGCCCCAGUGGGAGGCUGCCGGAGCGGCGGCGGCAGUGGCGGCGGAGCCUUCCGAGGAGGAGCGCCUGGAGUUCGCCAUGCGGGAAUUGAGGCUCGCAGGAUGGUACUGGGGUAACUUGAGUGUUGUAGAAGCCAAGGAGAGAUUACAAGAUACGUCUGAAGGGACUUUCUUGGUCAGAGACAGCUCGCACUCUGAGUACCUGCUUACUAUUUCAGUGAAAACGUCAGUCGGACCUACCAACCUACGCAUAGAAUUUCAAGAUGGCAAAUUCCGACUGGAUUCUAUUAUCUGUGUUCGGUCAAGGCUCCGGCAGUUUGACAGUGUGGUCCACCUGAUUGAAUAUUACGUUCUUAUGUGCAAGGACAGAAGAACUGCGUCUGAAAUGCCUUCCAAUGGAACAGUCCACCUGUAUUUGAAUAAACCUCUCUAUCAUUCAACUUCAUCUCUUCAGCACUACUGUAGGGUAGCUAUAAACAGAUACACUAAUGAGAUCCAGGAACUUCCCUUGCCAACAAGACUGAAGGAAUUCUUGAAAGAAUACCAAUAUCGGAUAUAAAUAUAUCAUCUACUCUG